Messenger RNA from Uloborus diversus, 1531 nucleotides. RefSeq lists its product as uncharacterized. Lineage: Eukaryota; Metazoa; Arthropoda; Arachnida; Araneae; Uloboridae. The coding region runs from base 370 to 1041 and encodes 223 amino acids. The record is from RefSeq and is a predicted model, not a curated record. The transcript has 2 exons.
AAAAUAACGUAGGAAGAAAAAUUUUAGUUUCUUUAUUUAAAUAUAUUUUUAAUAACGUUUUUUAUACACUGUAAGCAGAACAUAAAUGACUUCUGUGGAUGCAAUUAAUGUUUUUUCUUUCUUUUGUUUUUUCUUGCAUUUUCAAAACCAACCUCCAAAAGUGUCCAACCUCCAUUAAGAAACAGAGUGGUUGCUCCAGAAAAUUUUCACUACUAAUAAUAAAUUUUUAAAAUGAUUAAUUUAUUGAUUAUUUAAGAACUCACAAACACUCACUGUUUAAAUGCUAUAGCUCUUUGUUUCUUUUCAGGUCUCGCACAAGAAUUUCUAGCAAUAUUAAAUGCAAGUCCAGACAACUUUAGACGAAGAUUCAUGCUCGGUCAAAAAAAAAGCAGCUGUCUUGGUGCCGUUGCAGGGAAAGUUGGUUUUCCUUCAGAUGUGAAGAAGGAGCAAGUAACCAACAUGUGCGUCGAAGAGCUCCGAAUGCCAACAGAACCUAAGCAGCCCAUAUCCCUGGAUGCCUGUCAGCAGAAGAGAGAAGAGAGGAAAGUCUUGCCCACACCUCUGCCACCUUUUGCUACACAACCUCAAGCUCUUGUCUCCAAAGAAGUGUCAGGGCAAUGUUUUGCAACCACUAUAAAAGAGUCCAAUCAAGAACUUCAGACAAAGCAAAAUGUCAACGAAAUGGCCAAGCCCAUCUUGGUGAAGAUACCCAGGAAUCUCAUCACCCGCCUCCCACAAAAUCAUCCACAGCAGCUUUCUAAACAUUCUCCCAUUUGGGUAAAUAUAUCAAAGGACCUCAUUAGCCACCUCCCAGAGCCCAAAGCACAGGUUACAGAAAACCAGACAUCUCUCAAGUCAUUCCACGACAAAAUGAAUGGAUCUUGCAAGAGGACCCACAGUUUGGAAGAAGGAGAAAUCUAUCGAGAGGGGAGUGCCAAGAAGUUUAGACCAGACCCUUCUCAUAAACAAGAUCCCCUCUACAAAAAUGAAAAUACGCCACCUGAAGAGUUGACGCUCGAUUCCAGGAUGAGAUGCCAUUGACAGCCUUCCCUUGAAAGACACUUAGAAAACUUGAGAAGAAAACUUUUUCCAAACAUCUUUUGGAAAAGGGUAGCCCCUUCUGUUUCACUCCGUGAAAGCAGUAAUAAAAAAGAGGUAUAUUUCAAUGCCUGGUGAUCGCAAAGAUGGGCCAAAAAGUUCCUGCGACAAGAUGAGGUGAAGGCCAAAUCAAAAGAACAGCACCUUUGUUUUUCCCUCCAUGCUCUCGAUGAAAAGCUGAUUCGAUGAGUCAUAUGGUGAAGUUGUGUAAAGAGAUUUUGUCGGAUACUUAGCAUAAAUACACCCAAAGCAUGUUGCAAAUUUACUCAUCAACAGUAAAAGUUCUAGCAUUUCUUUUUUGUAAUUUUAAGUUUUUGUGUUUUGUAAUUUUAAGUUAUGUAUCAAAAUGUAAGCUAUUCAAAUAAAAUUGUUGUUGUUUAAAAUGUAAAUGUUUGUGGAAAUAUAAACUUCGUUAGUGGACUUAGGAGAAAUA